Molecule: messenger RNA, 876 nt
Organism: Brugia malayi
Lineage: Eukaryota; Metazoa; Nematoda; Chromadorea; Rhabditida; Onchocercidae
Gene: Bma-hxk-1.2
Exons: 5
Coding region: 1-876 (291 amino acids)
Biological process (GO): glucose 6-phosphate metabolic process; intracellular glucose homeostasis; glycolytic process
Cellular component (GO): cytosol; mitochondrion
Molecular function (GO): glucokinase activity; ATP binding; mannokinase activity
Source: RefSeq, a predicted model, not a curated record
AUGAGAAAUAUGACUCAUAAAAUAUUAUUUUAUGGUCAAAGAAAUAGUAAUCAAUUUGAAAAAAUUGAACAAUUUUGCAAACCAUUAAUAUUAUCUGACGAUCAAUUAAGACGUGUAAUGCAAGAAAUGCAUCAUAAAAUGGAGAAAGGAUUAAGUGAUCAACCUGACGUGAAAUCAUGUUUGAAAAUGCUACCAUCAUUUGUACGAGCUAUACCAAAUGGUACCGAAAAAGGUUUUAGCGCAAGUGGCGUACAAGGUAAAGAUGUCGUUCAAUUCUUACGUGAUGCGUGUAACCGACGUAAAGAUAUAGAUAUAGACAUUGAAGCAUUACUAAAUGAUACAGUUGGUACCUUAAUGGCAUGCGCAUUCAAAGAAAAUACCUGUCAAAUUGGUGUAAUUCUUGGAACUGAUUUCAUUCGAACAAUUUAUGAUUCACAGGUGGAUGAACGAACAAUUAAUCCAGGUUUUCAUAUAUUUGAAAAAAUGAUCUCUGGAAUGUAUAUGGGUGAAUUGAAAACAAUGCAAAUUUUGGAAGAUAUUGGUGUGGAAAAUAUUACAAUUCAAGAUUGUGAAAUUGUUGCUUAUGUUUGUUCAGUGAUUAGUACAAGAGCAGCACAUCUUACAGCAGCUGGAAUUACCUGUUUAUUGAAUCGUUUACAGAAACCAUAUGUUACAGUUGGCAUUGAUGGAUCAUUAUUUCGUUUUCAUCCACAUUUUGCUAGAAUUAUGGAUCAAAAAAUUGAUCAAUUAUUGCCAAAAAAUUUAGAAUAUCAAUUAAUGUUAUCGGAAGAUGGAAGUGGACGUGGUGCAGCAUUAGUUGCUGCUGUAGCAAGACGUAUUAAACGUGAAGCACGUGAAAUGAGCAAAAUAAAUUAA